AUGGCUUCAAAAGCGGAGGGCAGUAACACCGUCAAGCCCUCAUUUGCAAAGGUCAGCCCCAGACGACAUUUUGGGUCUCAACGGCCUGGUGAGCUCACUCGUGUCGAUGAUCAGGUGGCUGCCUCGAAUUAUAAGCCCACAGGACCCAAGAAGAUCGAUACCACUAUAGCUGCUACUCCGGUCGAGCAGACCGUUGGUCCAUCCAAUGCUGCCGGAAAUCCAUCGGUUCCUGCAACUUCGGAGAUGCAGACCCCGACCAUCGUGACUACAAAACCGCCAGUAGUAUCAAAAGCUACGCCGACUGUUGCCUCGAGUGCGACUGCAAAAGGGAUCAAGAUGCCGCAAGUUGGAGAACGACCGCUUCCUGAUGGGAUCAAGAACUCCAUUGCGGAUGACAACAGCACCCAAGUUUCUUCCUCUGGGGGCUCGGCGAAGGUUCCUAGCCUGGAUGGAAAAAGCACUACAUCUGGUACUACAUUCGCCAUGGACGAGAAAGAAUCCCUUCGACCAGACGACAGUGCAAGCUUGCGAGCCGUGGAGGAAGAGGAUGCCUUCUCGCCCGCCGAGUCGGUAAACGCAGAAUCACGCAAUGGUUCGGAUACCGGUGCACAAGCCUUUCGUGAUCAGUUACAUGAGAUUGCUGUUAUUGAUCCAAUGUCAAAGCGUUACCCUGGGGAUGUACCAGCUCCUCCUCCGGUCAGUCAUCCGGCCGGCAACCCAGGCGAUGCUUUCAACAAUCCUAUGCAGGAGUACUCGCUUCCUGUGAGACCCGACACCAAUCCUACGAAUGGAAUGCCACAACCGGACGAAAAGCUGAUCGAAGCACUUCAAUCGUACCGAGAUCGCGUCUGGGUUCUCAAACUUGAGCAAGACGUCUUAGACUUCAUCAAGAAUCCGAGUGAGCAACAGCUGGACUUGCCUCAGUGUAACUCAUUCUAUCGGAUGCUUGCACAUCGAAUGGCAGACUAUUACAUGCUGAGGCAUACGCUCGACCCAUCCGGGAACGCUGUUCGCAUCCAUAAGACCGAUUUUAAUAGACUUCCGGCUCCUUUGUGCAGCUGGCCUGUCGUCUCUACGAUUACACCGCCGCCUAGCCUUCCUGCAAGGACCAUAAUGCGUCGCAGCGAUGAUGGCAAAAAUACCCCAAACACCGACGCAGCCGGCUCCAAGUCCAACAGCGAGGUUGGAGCCGACGGUACGAGCGAGGGGGGCGACGCCAAAUCGAAGGGACAGCUGUCUCGAGAAGAACGCGAAGCGAAAUACAAGGAGGCACGCAUGCGCAUCUUCGGCAGUUCCGAGGAGACGGAGAAUGCUGACGGCGAGAUCAACCCGGAUAAUGCCGACAUUUCUCGAUCCAGUUCCGUGGCCGGAAAGCGGAAGGCUGCGAAUAAGAAGCAAAGAAACUAUGACAAUGACGGGUUUGAAGCCAGGUCUCAGUUCAAUCCGUACUACGCCCCUCCUCCCACGUAUAUGGCGCCCGACAACAACUACUAUGCUGGAUAUCCCGGCAUGGGCAACAACACACCGUAUCCGCCAAACGGUACCAAUGCUAUGGCCUCCAACGGAUCCUUCCAACCCAUGCCGCAAUCUCCCACCGGUCUCGGCUGGCAGCAACCGCAGUUCAUGGGCCCCCCUCAGAAUGUAGGGAGUCCAAUGUACACUGCACCGAGUGGGCAAAUGUUCGACCUUUCAGCGGAUUUCCAACGUGGAAUGCAGUCAUUCCAGAACUCUGCGAGUUCUCCUCAGAUGCCCCCACGAUAUCCGGUACACAAUGGUCCAGCAAAAUCGGGGUUCCCCAUGCAGCAAUAUCCCCAGCAAUGGCCUCAGUCCCCGGUUAUGCCGAACAUGCCGAAUCCGUCACCCGGGAUGGGCAACAAUAACAUGUCCUUCAACUUCCCUCCGGGCCCGAAUAUGGGCCAUCCUCAACACUCCUAUGGCAUGCCUCCUGGAUCUCCGUAUUUCAAUGGCAAUGGCGCAAGAGUGCAGUCGGCAGGUUAUCCGCACAAUCGGCAACAGUUCAACCCGCAGAGCCAGUCCUUCAACCCGCAGAGCCAGACGUUCAUACCCGGAUCUCAAAACCAGAUGAACAUGGGACCCAUGCCCACGCAUAACGGACCGAUCGGACCCUACCCUCCCAACCGCAACAUGACACCGUCCUCGACUCUCAACCACACAACUGCCCACAGCUCCAUCACCCCGAACCGCGCACAACCGAACGGCCAGACCCCCCCGUCCACCAACUCUACCGCCACGGCGUCGGCAGGAAACAGCGCGACCAACAGCAUGGGAUCCCUCACCCACCCACUCCCCCACCCGCCCCCAACCCAGAGCAGCAUCUCCAAAUGGGGCACCCCCUCCAGCCUCCCGCAGAAACCCCCUCCCCCCGCAACUAUGCAGCCGGAGAAAUUCAUCGAGACCCACCGUGGCACCCCGCCGCACGCCAUCCCCGGCAUGCCACGGAUGCCAUCCGCGGCAGGGAUGCUCGGGAUCGCGCCGAUGGCGAUGUUUACUGGGAACGGGAUGUCGGGUCGGGGGACGGGUCAGAAAUAGGUGCGAGAUUGCGCGACUGCGUGGGUUCUGAGUCUGGUACAGGGAGGGACAUGGACAAGAUCGGACGGAUCCGAUACGAAGUUAUGACAAUUGCAGGGCACUCGUCGAAAACCUUGUGAUCAUGGCGAACGGGGAGUUUGCCGGUAGGUGUAUGGUCAGUCGGAAACCACGCCAUAAACGUGUUUCCACACCCAGAAAACAUAGACGCGCUCUUCGACACAGCAUCGUCGUCGGCGCGGAUUUUCGCGGAUUUUCCGGGGCGUUUUGCAUAGCUUAUGGGCUGGGGCAUGCGGUGGGAUGGGGCGUUACGGAUGGGUGCUUAUGCUACGGCUUGAUUAGACGGGUAAUCAUAAAUGGGAAAAACUGUCAUUGAACGUCUUUGAGGUCUUUUUAUUGGUGUCACUAGCUGAGAUUUCGCCGUCCUGG
Eremomyces bilateralis CBS 781.70 is the source of this 2976-nucleotide messenger RNA. RefSeq lists its product as uncharacterized. The transcript has 3 exons. The record is from RefSeq and is a predicted model, not a curated record. The coding region runs from base 1 to 2550 and encodes 849 amino acids. Gene Ontology annotation, biological process: galactose metabolic process. Gene Ontology annotation, molecular function: nucleic acid binding. Lineage: Eukaryota; Fungi; Ascomycota; Dothideomycetes; Eremomycetales; Eremomycetaceae.